This is a messenger RNA of Penicillium expansum, 1206 nucleotides long. Its product is annotated as Tannase/feruloyl esterase. The transcript is spliced from 4 exons. NCBI's taxonomy places the organism in Eukaryota, Fungi, Ascomycota, Eurotiomycetes, Eurotiales, Aspergillaceae. The coding region runs from base 1 to 1206 and encodes 401 amino acids. The record is from RefSeq and is a predicted model, not a curated record.
AUGCAUCUCAAGGAGAAAAGUUUAGCUAACCGAUCAACAGCCCUUGGGUUCGCAACUGUUGGUACAAAUGCAGGUCAUAACGGAACUACCGGGGAAUCCUUCUUGAACAAUCCAGAUAUUCUGACAGACUGGUCCUGGCGCGGAAUUCACACAGCGACCGUUGUUGGUAAAGAAAUCAGCCAAACAUUCUACUCCCGCCCACACGACUAUUCCUACUUCUUAGGCUGCUCAACUGGCGGCCGCCAGGGUUUCAAAUCCGCUCAGGCAUUUCCCGAUGACUUCGAUGGAAUAUUAGCCGGCGACCCCGGUAUAGACUUGAGCAGUCUCCUCGCCUGGAUAGGAAACUUUUAUCUAAUCACUGGGCCCGCCAACUCUUCCACAUUCGUACCGUUGCCGCUCUGGUCCACGAUUUACGACGACAUGCUACGUCAAUGCGACAACAUCGACGGCGUGCUGGAUGGUAUCAUCGAAAACCCGGCACAAUGCCAUUACAGACCGGAAGCUCUUCUUUGCAAUCCAGGGACGGGGAAUAACGACUCACUCUGCUUGACUGGGGAACAGGCCAAUACUGUCCGGCAGUUACUGUCCCCCUUGUACUUGGACGGGAAACUAAUAUACCCGGCUAUGUAUCCAAGUCCUAGCAUCGAUGGCACACCUGAACUGCUAUACGGUGGUGAGGUUUUCUCACUGACAGUCGAAUGGCUACGUUAUGUUUUGCAUAAUGACCCGUCCUGGGAUCCUGCUACGAUGAACAUUACGGACCUUCUUGCUAUGAUUAAGCUCAACGCUGCAAGCUCUGAUUCCUUUGAUUCUGAUCUAAGCGCCUUCAGGGAUGCUGGUGGGAAGUUACUUACAUUUCACGGUUUACAGGACGGGCUCAUUCCGUCCUCCAAUUCAGAGCGGUAUUAUGAUUACGUUGCCCGCACCAUGAGCCUCAACACGUCAGCCCUUGACGAGUUCUACCGUUACUUUCAGGUUUCGGGGAUGGGUCAUUGUUGCUACGGCCCAGGUGCCUGGAUGGUCGGGCAGAAUUCAGCGGGAAAUACGGGUCUUGAUCACAAGCAAAAUUUGCUGAUGGCGCUGGUGAGGUGGGUAGAAGAGGGUGUAGGGCCUGACACAAUACUAGGGACAAAGUUUGUCGACGAUGACAAGUUACAAGGGGGGAGCGGCGAUGGGGCAGAUCCAGAGCACUGGGAAUGUAUUUAG